Podarcis lilfordi (Lilford's wall lizard) is the source of this 924-nucleotide messenger RNA. The record is from the annotation of a GenBank genome assembly. NCBI's taxonomy places the organism in Eukaryota, Metazoa, Chordata, Lepidosauria, Squamata, Lacertidae.
AUGGAGAACUCCCAGCUAUGUAAGCUGUUCAUUGGCGGGCUGAACGUGCAGACGACGGAGGCCGGGCUGCGGGAGCACUUCGCGGCCUACGGGACCCUGACUGACUGCGUGGUGGUGCUGAACCCGCAGACCAAGCGCUCCCGAUGCUUCGGCUUCGUCACGUACUCGGCGGUCGAGGAGGCCGACGCCGCCAUGGCAGCUUCUCCGCACGCGGUGGACGGCAACGCCGUGGAGCUGAAGCGGGCCGUCUCCCGCGAGGACUCGGCCCGGCCGGGGGCGCACGCGAAGGUGAAGAAGCUCUUCGUCGGAGGCCUCAAGGGGGACCUGGGCGAGAACGACCUGGUGGAGCACUUCAGCCAGUUCGGCCCCGUGGAGAAAGCCGAGAUCAUCUCCAACAAGCAGAGCGGCAAGAAGCGCGGCUUCGGCUUCGUCUACUUCCAGAACCACGACGCCGCCGACAAGGCCGCUGUGGUCAAGUUCCACCCCAUCCAGGGCCACCGCGUGGAGGUCAAGAAGGCCGUGCCUAAGGAAGACAUCCAGGGCGGCGGCGGCGGCGGGGGCUCCUCCAGGUCGAGUUGGGGCGGACGGGGGCGAGGAAGGGGAGGCGGAGGCAACCGGGACCACAACGGGCUCUCCAAAGGAGGAGGCGGCGGCGGCUAUAACAGUUAUGGUGGCUAUGGCGGAGGAGGCGGCGGCGGCGGCUACGGAUCCUACGGAGGCGGCUCAUACGGUGGAGGUGCCGGCGGCGGCGAUUACGGCAACGGGUACGGCGGCUUCGGCAGCUACAGCCAGCACCAGUCUUCCUACGGCCCCAUGAAGAGCGGCGGCGCGGGGGGCGGAGGGGGCGGCGGCUGGGGCCCCCGCAGUAACAGUGGACCAUACAGAGGCGGUUAUGGCGGGGGAGGUUACGGCGGCUCCUUCUAA